This is a messenger RNA of Oncorhynchus masou masou (cherry salmon), 1807 nucleotides long. RefSeq names its product serine/threonine-protein kinase haspin-like. The record is from RefSeq and is a predicted model, not a curated record. The coding region runs from base 1 to 546 and encodes 181 amino acids. The transcript is spliced from 5 exons. Gene Ontology annotation, cellular component: cytoplasm; nucleus. Gene Ontology annotation, biological process: mitotic cell cycle; intracellular signal transduction. Gene Ontology annotation, molecular function: histone H3T3 kinase activity. Lineage: Eukaryota; Metazoa; Chordata; Actinopteri; Salmoniformes; Salmonidae.
AUGGACAGCUGGCGUCGGGUGAUGGUGGCUAAGAGUAUCCUCCAUCAGGUGACUGCUGCUCUGGCUGUGGCUGAACAGGAGCUCUGCUUUGAACACAGAGACCUCCACUGGGGUAAUGUAUUGGUCCAGUCCACUAAGGAGAAGGAGGGGAGUUUCCUCCUCAAUGGGACAAACCAUUCCUUAGAGACCAGGGGGGUGAGCGUACGCAUCAUCGACUACUCCCUCUCCAGGCUCGAGAUAGAUGGUCUCACCGUGUCCUGUGACAUCUCAGAGGAUGAGGAGUUGUUCCAGGGCCAUGGAGACCUGCAGUUUGACAUCUACAGACUCAUGAGACAGGAGAACGGUAACAAGUGGGGUGACUACCAGCCCCACUCCAAUGUGUUGUGGCUCCACUACCUGAGCUCCAAGCUGCUGACUAUGACCUAUAAGAGUCGAGGGGGGCGGGGCGUCAAGCAGGCCCGGUUGGACCUGCAGCGUUUCCACGACGAUGUCCUCACCUUCCGAUCUGCCUCUGACAUACUGUACAACUGUGGCCUGUUCCAAUGAGAAAGAGUGUGUGUGUACUGCCAAGUGGUUAGCAGGAUGCUAAGUGGUUAGCAGGAUGCUAAGUGGUUAGCGGGAUGCCAAGUGGUUAGCGGGAUGCCAAGUGGUUAGCAGGAUGCCAAGUGGUUAGCAGGAUGCUAAGUGGUUAGCAGGAUGCCAAGUGGUUAGCAGGAUGCCAAGUGGUUAGCGGGAUGCUAAGUGGUUAGCAGGAUGCUAAGUGGUUAGCAGGAUGCUAAGUGGUUAGCAGGAUGCCAAGUGGUUAGCAGGAUGCCAAGUGGUUAGCAGGAUGCUAAGUGGUUAGCAGGAUGCCAAGUGGUUAGCAGGAUGCCAAGUGGUUAGCAGGAUGCCAAGUGGUUAGCAGGAUGCCAAGUGGUUAGCAGGAUGCCAAGUGGUUAGCAGGAUGCCAAGUGGUUAGCAGGAUGCCAAGUGGUUAGCAGGAUGCCAAGUGGUUAGCAGGAUGCCAAGUGGUUAGCAGGAUGCCAAGUGGUUAGCAGGAUGCCAAGUGGUUAGCAGGAUGCCAAGUGGCUUUAGCAGGAUGCUAAGUGGUUAGCAGGAUGCCAAGCGGUUAGCAGGAUGCCAAGUGGUUAGCAGGAUGCCAAGUGGCUUUAGCAGGAUGCUAAGUGGUUAGCAGGAUGCCAAGUGGUUAGCAGGAUGCCAAGUGGUUAGCAGGAUGCCAAGUGGUUAGCGGGAUGCCAAGUGGUUAGCGGGAUGCCAAGCGGUUAGCGGGAUGCCAAGCGGUUAGCGGGAUGCCAAGCGGUUAGCGGGAUGCCAAGCGGUUAGCAGGAUGCCAAGCGGUUAGCGGGAUGCCAAGCGGUUAGCAGGAUGCCAAGCGGUUAGCAGGAUGCCAAGCGGUUAGCAGGAUGCCAAGCGGUUAGCAGGAUGCCAAGCGGUUAGCAGGAUGCCAAGUGGUUAGCAGGAUGCCAAGUGGUUAGCAGGAUGCUAAGUGGUUAGCAGGAUGCUAAGUGGUUAGCAGGAUGCCAAGCGGUUAGCAGGAUGCCAAGCGGUUAGCAGGAUGCCAAGCGGUUAGCAGGAUGCUAAGCGGUUAGCAGGAUGCUAAGUGGUUAGCAGGAUGCUAAGUGGUUAGCAGGAUGCUAAGUGGUUAGCCCUAGCAGUAGGCUAUAGUACUGUGUAGGAUCCAGUCGUAACCUUUUUUGUAGGUGUACUCUUCUUGUGAACAAUAUUUAUAAACCCACAAGACUGUAAUGGCUUUGUAUUCUAAAAUUAAAAAGGGGUUUCGUUAUUAAACGUUGAAAUAGAAACAAUG